GAAAACAAUCCCUCUUACUUAUUACUACACUCCAGUACAAUUCUCAUGAAUUACGAUGGCUGAAGCAAAGACUCUGUCCACAUCUCAGAGCUCAGAUCCCAGGGCAACUAAUCGUGCUCGCUUCGAACUGGAAUUAGAGUUUGUCCAGGCACUCGCGAAUCCGUUUUACUUGCAUUCCCUGGCGCAGCAGAACAUUUUGGAACAACCUGCAUUCAUCAAUUAUCUCAAAUAUCUGCUUUAUUUCAAGGAGAAGGAUUAUGCUCGAUUCAUACACUAUCCUCACGCUCUACACCACCUCGAGUUACUGCAGCAUCCAGAGUUCAGAGCUGUCAUGAAAAGGGACGAAUCUUUCCGAGAGUAUCUGCACCAGAAACAAUUUGACCACUGGCGGACUUGGCGCGAUCCGAAAAACCUCAAUGCGACAGUCAACCUGGAAUCCACCCAAAGCACGUAGAUCCUUCCGUCGUAAGAGCUGGAAGAUCUGCCGAUGUUGACAGCUUAAGCCCGAAGUCUGCUAGGGACCACCGAUGCCAUACUUACCCCAGAAAGAGUGUGUAUGGAUUUAAGUCCCAAUGGAAAAAUGGGCGAUUUAAUAUAUGCUUGGCAUACAGUAGUCGCCAAAGUUCGGAUUUAAGCUUUAGUUCGGU
Messenger RNA from Marasmius oreades (fairy-ring Marasmius), 647 nucleotides. RefSeq lists its product as uncharacterized. The transcript has 3 exons. Gene Ontology annotation, cellular component: core mediator complex; mediator complex. Gene Ontology annotation, biological process: regulation of transcription by RNA polymerase II. The coding region runs from base 56 to 454 and encodes 132 amino acids. NCBI's taxonomy places the organism in Eukaryota, Fungi, Basidiomycota, Agaricomycetes, Agaricales, Marasmiaceae. Gene Ontology annotation, molecular function: transcription coregulator activity. The record is from RefSeq and is a predicted model, not a curated record.